UAUAUUUAAUAUUUAACGACUUUUUGUUGGCCUACAAUUCAAAAAGCAAAAAGUUGUGAGGAAUGUUUUGUUGAAUUUAUACCUCUUAUUUCAGUUAUUAAACUUGGUGUUUGUAAGCUUGUAAAUAUGUCUGACCACCAGUUCAAGACUCCUCUCUCACAUAAUGGUGUUAGAUCAAACGAUUACUUCAACACCCCCAAAUUCUCCUCUGGAGACUCAGAUAGUGAGGGAAGCACUACAAGUGCCGCCUCUGGAACAUCAUCAACGAAUUCUGGAUCAUCGAGUGACUUAAGCUUAGUCGUACUGUUUGACGAUCUGAUUCGAUCACUAAAAUAUCGAAGAGAUAAAAAAACGGAAGAUGCAUUUUUAAAUUUCGCUGAAGAAGCUAAAAACCUUCUGAACAAGUAUAACGAGGCUUUGUGUGAAUGUGUCAAGCUUCAGGGAUUGCUUGACAAGAGGGUUCAGGAGAAUAGUGAAAUUGAAAUACGUUUGAACAGAGCCAGACAUAUAUUGGAUCAGGAGAAGAGAAAGACUCAGAAAGUUAUGAGGGAAAAGGAAAUAUUAGAGUCAAAUUUAGAGCAAGUCAAAGAGCUUUUGUUUCAUGAUGAUGGCAUUAAAAUAGGCCAAGAUACUAGAGAGAAAUUGUCAUUUUUACAAAAAUCAAAUCAUGAAACUAAUGGAUAUGGAGGAAGAAAUCUUUGUGCUAUAAAUGAAAAUAAUACGACAGGCUCGAUGUUGUCAGACUUUAGCGUGUCGCGUUCAGAAGACGAUCUGGAUGUAUCCAGAUACAACACCAAACAGGGAAGAGAGUGGAAGAAACACAGAGCCAGUACCGGAGUGGAUCCAGAACCGGCUCAGAAGAAAAGGAAAUCGUCUACUAGUAAAGUUAUAGAGAUCGGUCCUAGUGAUACUGUUCGCGCGACUACAACAGUCACAGUGAUAAAGAAAGGACCAAUAACAGCAUCUUCUACUAUUGAAACUAUUCCACAUCUAAACAACAAUCACAUAGGAUCACCGAUAGUUACACCAAAUGAUGAUGUAUGUUCUAAUAAUCCAAGUGCCCCACCACCGCAUUUAGUUUUCGAAUCUUGGGCGAGGAACGACACUCCUAGAAAACCUCCAAGGUCUAGCGCUCUGAAGAGUGACCAUAGACCUCACUUUUUGCAGCCCAAAACCAUCGUUGUGCCCGAUUCUUGCGUUUAUUGUCAGAAAAAGAUCAGAUUUGGCAAAACAGCCUUAAAAUGCAAGGAAUGCAAAUCUGUAUGCCACGUUGAAUGCAGAGAUAAUUUACCACUACCUUGCAUACCGGUGCUUAACACACCAAAUCACAAACAUAUUUUGGGAAUUAUAAGUGAUUAUACCCCCACAACUCCGCCUAUGGUUCCUGCUCUGAUAAUGCAUUGUAUCAACGAAAUCGAGCUCAGAGGCCUCAAUGAGUUAGGUUUAUACAGAAUUUCUGCAGCUGAAAAAGAUGUCAAAAUGCUCAAGGAGAAAUUCCUGAAGGGCCGUACCGCUCCGUCGAUCAACCAGCUUGACAUCCACGUGAUCUGCGGCUGCGUCAAAGACUUUUUGAGGGGUUUGACAGAGCCCAUCACUAGUUAUCAUCUGAGGAACGACUUUGUCCAAGCGGUGGAGGCUAGAGAUCGUCAAGAUAUGGUACCAGCACUGAAACAGUGCAUUUCGGAACUACCCAGGCCCAAUAGGGAUACUUUGGCAUAUCUGAUACUGCAUCUACAGAAGGUUGCCGAUUCGCCCGAUUGUAAGAUGCCCCUCGAAAAUUUAGCCCGGGUUUUCGGUCCCACUGUUGUCGGAUUUUCGUCGGAAGAUCCCGAACCAAACAAUCUCCUAACUGAAACUAGACAACAAAUCAUGGUUAUGGAACAGUUGAUUUCUCUACCAAACGAUUACUGGUCUUCGUUUCUCAAUGUAAAUCAAAAUUCUCAGCCAGUAUCCAGAGGAUUACAGCAAACACCAAGUACAGACUCUUUAUUGAAGCCAGAUGGACGGUUUUUUACGCCUAGAUCCAAAAGAGCAAAGAGACAAAGAGUAUUUGCCACACCCCCAGCUUACAAAACUUAAAUUUUUUAUACUUAUUGUAUAUCCUUACAAAUCAGGAAAAAAAUCAGAUUUUAAUCCUUAUUUCUAAUAAUUUUAUUGUUCGCAGUUAUUUCAUACUUACUUUUAUUUUUAGUUAUAGAUUUUUGCUUAUUUUUCUUUACUUAUAUGUUUUAUGUAUUACUUCUUUUGUACAUUAGAACGUUUUUAUGUGCACCUCAUAUAUUUGCCAUUUUUUUAAUAAAGUAUUAGAGUUGCGUCCCUUAA
Molecule: messenger RNA, 2322 nt
Organism: Sitophilus oryzae (rice weevil)
Lineage: Eukaryota; Metazoa; Arthropoda; Insecta; Coleoptera; Curculionidae
Product: rac GTPase-activating protein 1-like
Exons: 13
Coding region: 127-2079 (650 amino acids)
Biological process (GO): signal transduction
Source: RefSeq, a predicted model, not a curated record